ACGGGUACUCAUAAUUCAUCGAACUCCGAAAGAAAUAUUUAUCAUCAUCUACCGCAAUUCAACCAAACCAAAUUUUCCGCCACUUCACCAAAUCACGCAUAUUGUUGCACCAGCUCUUCUCACGUGCAUACCAGCCCUUCAACAUUUCUACGUGUAAUUACAAUAACAAUUAUUAUUUAUUUUAUUUCUUUGUUCUUAUAUAGAAAGAAGUAUUAACUGAGAAAAACACUACAAGUAGACCAUAUCAAUUCCACCACUACAUCUCACCUCGCCCAACAAUGCCGUCAAUCUCCAUAAUCCUCCUCUCCAUACUAUUGGCUGUUGGAGUGUACAGUCUUCUCAAGAAGUUGCGAAGCAGAGGAUCCUCACUCCCCCUACCUCCAGGCCCACGACCAUGGCCCAUCGUCGGAAACCUCCCUCACCUGGGCCCAGUUCCUCACCAGGCGAUAGCGGCUCUGGCUCGGAAACACGGUCCAUUAAUGUAUCUCCGAUUGGGCUUCGUGGAUGUGGUGGUGGCGGCCUCGGCCUCGGUAGCGGCCCAGUUCCUGAAGGUCCAUGACGCCAAUUUCUCAAACCGGCCGCCAAACUCUGGGGCCAAGUACAUCGCUUAUAACUACCAGGACCUAGUUUUCCGUCCGUACGGUCCACGCUGGAGGAUGCUCCGCAAAAUUAGUUCCGUACAUCUUUUCUCCGCCAAGGCCUUAGACGAUUAUAGAUAUGUUCGCCAGGAAGAAGUAGCAAUGUUAGUAAGAGCACUAGUAGAAUCAAGAGACAAAGUAAAUUUAGGGAAAUUGCUAAAUUUGUGUACAGUGAACGCCUUAGGGCGAGUGAUGCUAGGGUAUCGAGUUUUCGGUGAUGGAAGCGGGAAGAGCGAUGCAAGAGCUGAUGAAUUUAAGGCCAUGGUGAUGGAACUGAUGGUACUUGCUGGAAUAUUUAAUAUAGGAGAAUUUGUGCCAGCAUUGGAGUGGCUUGACUUGCAAGGUGUGGCUGCUAAGAUGAAGAAGCUCCAUAAGAGAUUUGACACUUUCUUGGGGGCCAUUAUUGAGGAACAUAAGACCAAAAUUGCUCAAAAUAAACAACAAACUCAUGACUUGUUGACUACUUUGAUUUCCUCAAAUGAAAAUAGUGAAGAUGAAAGUGAAAAGCUUACGGAUACUGAAAUCAAAGCACUUCUUUUGAAUAUGUUCACAGCUGGUACUGACACAUCUGCAAGCACGGUGGAAUGGGCCAUAGCGGAACUCAUCAGACACCCCAACAUCAUGGCCCAAGUCCAAGAAGAGCUUGAUCGUGUGGUGGGCCGAGAUAGGCUCGUAGGUGAUAUGGACCUAGCCCAACUAACAUAUCUUCAAGCUGUUGUGAAAGAGACAUUUCGUCUACACCCAUCGACUCCACUGUCCCUUCCUCGGAUGGCAAGCGAGGAUUGCGAAAUAAACGGUUACCACAUUCGCAAGGGAUCAACCCUUCUAGUUAAUGUGUGGGCAAUAGCUCGCGACCCAGAACAAUGGACUAACCCAUUGGAGUUUAGGCCCGAAAGAUUUUUACCCAAUGGUGAAAAAUGUCAUGUAGACAUUAAAGGUAAUAAUUUUGAAGUCAUACCAUUUGGUGCUGGACGUAGAAUAUGUGCUGGGAUGAGUUUGGGCUUGCGCAUGGUCCAGCUACUCACUGCGACCCUAGUCCAGGCCUUUAACUGGAAGUUACCAAAUGGGCUAGUCACUGAGAAACUGAACAUGGAUGAAGCUUAUGGACUCACAUUACAACGGGCCGCACCAUUGAUGGUAGAGCCCCAACCCAGGCUAGCCCAACACUUGUAUGGCGCAUAAUUUGAUAUUUGGGUAGUAGAUAUGUUAAAAAAUAAGUUAUUACAUUUACACCCGAUUCGAUGAUGUAUGAUUUAUGUUAGAUAAGUUUAUUUGCCUACCUUAUCUAGCUUAUGGUGCACUACUUAAAUAUCAUAAUAAAAGAAAGGGAAACGAGAAAUUUUCGCAA
Cannabis sativa is the source of this 1986-nucleotide messenger RNA. RefSeq names its product flavonoid 3'-monooxygenase. Bases 279 to 1820 code for a protein of 513 amino acids. The transcript is spliced from 3 exons. The record is from RefSeq and is a predicted model, not a curated record. NCBI's taxonomy places the organism in Eukaryota, Viridiplantae, Streptophyta, Magnoliopsida, Rosales, Cannabaceae. Gene Ontology annotation, molecular function: oxidoreductase activity, acting on paired donors, with incorporation or reduction of molecular oxygen; iron ion binding; monooxygenase activity.